AUGGAUCAACAGGACAACAAUAUGGACCCUCAGCCACCAGCCAUACAGCCCACUUCCGGGCUGGGUAACAUGCCAAGGGAGAUUAAAGAUCUCAUGCAGCAACUAAAGUCGGACCGGCUCAUCCAGAUCUUCAUCGGAGACGAAAACGAGCCAUUUCUUGUGCAAGAGGGGCUUCUGACCAAUGCCUCAGAGUACUUCGCCAAAGCUCUCAAACACGAGCUGAGUCUUGGCUCUGAGCUAGGCGUCUUGCGGUUCCCGGAAGACGGCCCAGUCCUGCAGGCAUGGGGCACCAAGCACCUCGUCCUCUGCGUCCACGCCUGGGUCCUCGGAGACAAGUACCUCAUGCCACGGUUUCAGAAUGCCGUUAUGAUGGAGUUCAUCACCCAUUUCAGAGAAGGGUAUCUGCCAGACAGCAAGAGUUUGGUGAACACGCUCUUACGUCUCAGCCCUGCUGGCAGCGAAAUUCGGAGAAUAAUUGCGGAAGAGGUCAUUUUCAUCAUGUACGGAGACCAGGCGGCGCGCAUAAAGUCGAGUGACUUGACCGCAGCAGAUGAGGGCGGUUCUGGGAUUGCGGCUUCGCUUCUCGAUGCGUUCGAAGCGUACAAGGAGAAGGACGGGGUACUCUUGCGAUGGGAUGUUGCUUUCCGGGUGGACUACAGCUCCUUGCGAGAGUAUCUGGUGGUGGAUGGUGUGAGCCGGUUGGAGGAGCCAUCUGAUGAUGAGAUGAGCGAUGAGAGUAAGGAGAGCGACGAUGACAGUUCGUAG
Messenger RNA from Zasmidium cellare ATCC 36951, 765 nucleotides. RefSeq lists its product as uncharacterized. The transcript has 3 exons. The record is from RefSeq and is a predicted model, not a curated record. Lineage: Eukaryota; Fungi; Ascomycota; Dothideomycetes; Mycosphaerellales; Mycosphaerellaceae. Bases 1 to 765 code for a protein of 254 amino acids.